Messenger RNA from Syzygium oleosum, 1749 nucleotides. Its product is annotated as probable carboxylesterase 16. The record is from RefSeq and is a predicted model, not a curated record. The transcript has 2 exons. Lineage: Eukaryota; Viridiplantae; Streptophyta; Magnoliopsida; Myrtales; Myrtaceae. The coding region runs from base 173 to 1378 and encodes 401 amino acids. Gene Ontology annotation, molecular function: hydrolase activity.
CUUCCUCAUCGCCUCCCGUUUCUCAACACGCCGUCGUGAAAUUUGAAUUGAACAAGUCUCUUACUUCCUCCCAUGUAGCCCUUCUCUUUCUCUCUCUUAAGGUCACCAGCAUCAAUCCCAACUCAAUCUCUCUCUCUCUCUCUCUCUCUCUUCUUUCUCUCUCUGUGUGAAGAUGCCGACGGCGGUGGUGAAGCUGUACAGCCUCUUCUUCAAGUACCACCUCAAGCACAAGCUCCAAGCCCUCGCCCAGUCCCCUCCUCCUCCUCCUCCUCCGACAAGCCCCGGCGAGCAGUUCGGCGUCGCCUCCCGCCUCGACGAGCCCGUCGCCCCCGCGAACCCCUCCUUCGUCGGCGGCGCCGCCACCAAGGACAUCCACAUCGACCCCUCCUCCGCCCUCUCCCUCCGCCUCUUCCUCCCCGACACCGUCCUCGCGCCCCCCGGCGGCGGCGGCGGCGGCGGCCCUGGCCAGUACGGCGGGUACUCGCCACCGGCCGGGGGAAGCCGCGUCAGGCUCCCGGUGAUGCUGCAGUUCCACGGCGGCGGCUUCGUGAACGGGGGGCACAACUCGGCGGAGAACGACGGGUUCUGCCGGAGGAUCGCGAGGGCGUGCGACGUGAUCGUGGUGGCGGUCGGGUACAGGCUGGCGCCGGAGAGCAAGUACCCGGCGGCGUUCGAGGACGGGGCCAAGGCGUUGAAUUGGCUGGCGAAGCAGGCGAAUUUGGCGGAUUGCAGUCGGUCCAUUGGGAAACUGAGGAGGAGCGUCGGGGUCGAGGGCCAUGUGUUCGACAGUUUCGGCGUGUCGAUGGUCGAACCGUGGCUCGCUGCUCAUGGAGAUCCUUCCAGGUGCGUCCUCCUCGGUGUGAGUUCCGGCGCCAAUAUCGCAGAAUAUGUGUGUCAAAAGGCCAUAGAGGCAGGGAAGCUCCUUGACCCUAUCAAAGUGGUGGCUCAAGUCCUAAUGUAUCCCUUCUUUGCCGGGACCACCCCCACGAACUCCGAGGUCAAGCUUGCGAACUCUUACUUCUACGACAAGGCUAUACGCAACAUGGCAUUGAAGCUCUUGUUACCGGAUGAAAAGUUCAGCCUUGACCAUCCGGCAGUGAACCCUCUUGUCUCGAGAACGGUGCCUUUGAAGUGCAUGCCUCCGACUGUGAUGGUAGUGGCCGAACACGACAUGAUGCGGGACCGCGCCAUCGCUUACUGUGCAGAGCUGCGGAAGUUCAAUGUCGAUGCACCCGUGCUGGAUUAUAAGGACACCGUUCAUGAGUUUGCCACUAAGGAUAUGCUGCUUCAGACGCCGCAAGCUCGAGCGUGUGCAGAGGAUAUAGCAAUAUGGGUUAAGAAGUACAUCUCACUCAGAGGUCUCGAGUUUUCUUACUGAACUGGUUAGGAAAGAAAAUUUUGCUAGUUUGGCGAAUCGAAGUAACCAAAGAUAUUUUGAGGGAGAUUAUCAUGGACAGGAAGGCCGAUUCAGAGCUGUGAGACAACUUUGCUUGGUUGACUAUAUAUGCUUGUCCAUGAAGAAGUACAUGGAGAUUAGACUCAGAUCACGAUGAUUGGUGUAUUGCCAUAUCUUUCGUCAAAUGCUGAAGCUUUCUUCAGAGAUAUGAUUGUUUCCAUUCUUUGAAGCGUUUUCCUCCCAUUGUAUAGUCACCAUUUAUUUGUUCAUCUGUUCAUAUUCAUCGGCUCGAUGUGAAGAUGUAUCUUACAGGAUCUGAUCUUAUAUGAAAAUUUGUUCUGUCUCGUUCUUUC